CAGGGAGGCCCUGACUUCUACGGCAGCAGCGUGAGCUACCUGGGGGUGCCAGCCCACGACCUCCCAGAUUUCAAUAUCAGCACCUACUUCUCCUCAGCAGCUGACUUCAUUCACCGUGCCCUCAGCACACCUGGGGCUAAGGUGCUAGUGCACUGUGUGGUAGGAGUGAGCCGCUCGGCCACGCUGGUCCUGGCUUACCUCAUGCUGCACCAGCAGCUGACCCUACAGCAGGCAGUGGGCACAGUGAAGGAGCGCCGAUGGAUAUUCCCCAACCGUGGCUUCCUCCGCCAGCUCUGCCAGCUGGACCAGCAGCUGCGGGGUGCAGGCCAGAGCUAAGGAGUCAGAACCAGUCCUUACUCUCCGCCACCAGGCUCUGCCAGCUUGCUACUCUGGCCCUGGCCCUGAUGACAGCCGUAGCACCUUUGGAUGCACCGAUGACGGAAGGGGCCCGGUGUGGGGCUCACCUGAGAGCCUGCCGCUUCAUCUGCUCCCUCCAGCGUUCCCCGCACCCUCCCAGCCGCGGUCUUCAGUCUCCACAGAAGCAGCAUCAAGUGUGCAGAGACGGGCGGCUGGAAGCUGGCAGUACACCCUGCCUGUCAGAGAAGACUACAGCCUGGGCAGGAUCUCCUUACAGGAUGGACUCCCUGCAGAAGCAGGACCUUCGGAGGCCAAAGAUUCAUGGGGCAGUCGAGGUGUCCCGCUACCAGCCCCCCACUCUGGCCUCGCUGCAGCGAUUGCUGUGGGUCCGUCGGACCACCACACUGACCCACAUCAAUGAGGUCUGGCCCAACCUUUUCUUGGGAGAUGCGUAUGCUGCCCGAGACAAGAGUCGAUUGCUCCAACUGGGCAUCACCCAUGUUGUGAAUGUCGCUGCAGGCAAGUUUCAAGUGGACACAGGUGCCAAGUUUUACCGUGGAACACCUGUGGAGUACUAUGGCAUUGAGGCUGAUGAUAAUCCCUUCUUUGACCUCAGUGUUUACUUUCUGCCUGUUGCUCGAUACAUCAGAGAUGCCCUCAAUACUCCCCAAAGCCGCGUGCUGGUUCACUGCGCCAUGGGGGUAAGCCGCUCUGCCACAGUUGUCCUGGCCUUCCUCAUGAUCUUCGAGAACAUGACUCUGGUAGAUGCCAUCCAGACGGUGCAGGCCCACCGAGAUAUCUGCCCCAACUCAGGCUUUCUCCGACAGCUCCAGGUUUUGGACAACAGGCUGAGGCGGGAAUCAGGACGACUCUGAUUUAAGGAGCGCCUGAAGCCCUGACCCCCUCCAUCCAGCGUGGCCCAAACUGACCUGCCUGGCCCUGGGGACGGUAGUCUCCCCUGUUUGCAGAGAUCCUGAGAUUUUUUCCAGCAAGUCGGGCCUCACUGAGGCAGGGCAGGCUGGGUAGUACCCUUCAGCAGGCGGAGUCCCCUGACCCAAUCCAGAAAUUCUUUAUGCAGAAGAAAAUUCAGUCUGUCUCUAUAAUAAAAGGUUCAUCAUAAUAAA
Molecule: messenger RNA, 1481 nt
Organism: Mesocricetus auratus (golden hamster)
Lineage: Eukaryota; Metazoa; Chordata; Mammalia; Rodentia; Cricetidae
Gene: Dusp13b
Product: dual specificity phosphatase 13
Exons: 7
Coding region: 258-1232 (324 amino acids)
Biological process (GO): protein dephosphorylation; negative regulation of MAPK cascade
Cellular component (GO): cytoplasm
Molecular function (GO): MAP kinase phosphatase activity; protein tyrosine/serine/threonine phosphatase activity
Source: RefSeq, a predicted model, not a curated record